This is a messenger RNA of Eremomyces bilateralis CBS 781.70, 4077 nucleotides long. RefSeq lists its product as uncharacterized. The transcript has a single exon. Gene Ontology annotation, cellular component: nuclear RNA-directed RNA polymerase complex. Gene Ontology annotation, molecular function: RNA-directed RNA polymerase activity. The coding region runs from base 1 to 4077 and encodes 1358 amino acids. Lineage: Eukaryota; Fungi; Ascomycota; Dothideomycetes; Eremomycetales; Eremomycetaceae. The record is from RefSeq and is a predicted model, not a curated record. Gene Ontology annotation, biological process: siRNA processing.
AUGCCCCAACUACACUCACUCUCCACCCCUUCCGGGAUCAGGACUUACUCCCCGGGACAUCAAACGCCGGGAAAUAUCACCCCGUUGAGCAAGAGAUCCCUCACAAGCAAAUAUAAGCAUUCUCAUUAUAUGGUCAAUGGUGCAAUCCGGGAACUCAACCGGAGGUGGAUGUUUGGAUUCCAGGAGCGUCCCUCGCUCGAUGAUCCGACCAGCCAUUCCUUCGACCAUGGCGCAUCUAUUCGAGCAUUCGAUGGGAUCCUAGCCCUGUUCUUCCAUAAUUCAUGGGAUGAAUUCAUCGAGCUUCAUGAGGAUCACUGGGACUCGCUGCCGCAGCAUGCACGACUCGACCGCUUCUUGGACGCCCUGGACACCUUUCGAGAAACUAGUCGUUCCGCCGGGAAAGGCAAAAGGUCGGAAUCCACCCCGCAAAUGUCGCCGGUAUCGUCUUUUGCGGAGAAACUACAGAAGGCGGGCACGCCCAUUCCCAAACGACGUCGCACCCCCUCGUUUGGCGAGGGUCAUGCGGCGACGCCAUUCCUCGCGGCCCCAAUACUGCCUCCGCCGAAGAAGCGGAUUUCCAAUGGAGAUUCGGCCAGUGUACCCUAUACGACGGCGCAGUCCACCAGCGGAGCACCACCUAGCAACAUGCUACCACCGGCUGCACAGCUUAACUGGUCUUUUGGAUCCACUGUACCCUCUGCUAAUGCCUCGUUUGGCGCCGUUUUUGACAGCAACCGUCUAUCUAGAAACACAUCCUUCACCACUGUACCCACUGAGCCGGAUGAAGACUUCUACAAAGAGCCGUUGCAACAGGAAGACCCAGGGCUAGACUUUGGCUGUCCCCCCUCCAGUUCGGACCCCCUUGCUGGGUUCACCGACAGCCAACUCGAGCUAGUCUUUCGCGAAAACAAUUCACAGGACCAACCGCAAGUCCCCGAGCCCCCCCGCCGCGAUGGGAAUGGCCGGACGGAGAUGUCUAUUGUCCGCGAUUUCCCCUCCAAAGGUCUCCAUAUUGACUUCUUCAACGAACUCCUUCACUUGGACUUCUUUAAGCGUUUCGAGUGUGCGCGAGUAUCAAUCGAUACCGACCGGAAGGUAAAGACCAUCUGGCCCAAGGUGCAAUGUGCUGAUGACUACGAAUCAUUCUGGAGUCCCGUCAAGCAGUUCCCGUUGAUUGCACGCCCUUCGUUGAAAGCAUGGCAAGCCGGCCGCGUGCAGUCGCCGAAUGUGUACUACACGGCCGAGUUGAAAUAUAACAAGGACCGUUAUAAUAUCUUCAAACUCAUCCUCAAUCCGAUCACGGUGGAGGAGACGUCCAAUCGGUUGCACCGCAAGUUCGGCAGCCACCGGUUCCUGCAUUUGUCGUUUCCCUUGCGGAACCACCUUCCGGACUUCCUCCGGGGCCAAGAAACCCACCUGUUCGACCGUUUCCGUGAAUGGACCGCCAAGCCCAAGCACUUCCUCGGGUGCAGCUGGGAAGUCUUCUAUUGCAAAGAGAAGAAGGUUCGAGCCAAGUCGCGCAAGAUGAAAAGCGAUGACGACUUCGGACUGCGGAUUGUCCUUUUCGCGACGCAGGGUCCACGGAUCAAAGAUGUGUCCAUUCAUGAGUUGCUGGACUGGUUCAUGCCUCUCCAAAGCAACGCCCAGAUGACAUAUUGCAAAGGUUUCGCACGCCUGGAUCUGGCCCUUUCCGCCACCUACCCGAGCGUCAAAUUGAAGCCAUCCGAGGUGAAGUUCACGCGAGACAAGCUUGCGGACGGGAACCCGGAGGCGUGUGAGUUCGACGACCCCGACUUCCCACGCUCGAGUGUUGCCUACGAUUUCGACCCUGAUCGCGUUAUGGAUGAUGGCUGUCAAGUCAUGUCAGUCGGACUAGCCAGGGAGAUCUGGCUGACUCUCGGCGCCGAGGGCCCACUUCCUGCUGCGUUUCAGGGGCGGAUUGCCGGCGCGAAAGGGAUGUGGUAUAGGAGUGCUCCGUCAGACACCACGGAUCCGCAUAACCUGCAGAGAUGGAUCCGCAUCAACGACAGCCAGUUGAAGUUCAAGUCGCAUUCUGAGGACCUGAGUGACGACAAGAACUACGACCCUGAUCGGCUGACGUUUGAGGUACACUCCUACACCAAGAAACCCGCUCCCGGCGCCAUCUACGUGGACUUUCUACCAAUCCUGGUCAACCGCGGUGUCCCGGUGGGCGUUUUGCAGGAUAUCGUGUCCCGCCCUCUGGACGAAGACGAGAAGGAGCUGCUCGAUGGCCUGGAGAAUCCCGAGCUGUGUCGGCAAUGGAUCCAUAAGCGGCACGCAUAUUUCGAGGACAUGCACCGCGAAGCCGACAGCCCCAUGCUGUAUCAGGGAAGCAUGCCCUUUGGCCAACUCGAACGGGCGAUCCUGCUGCUGGAAUCGGGAUUCGAUAUCCACCUUGGCCUCCUCGGCGAUUUAAUGCAGGGGAUCGCCAAGUCGUAUUUCGAAGACACGUUGAAAACCAUGCGCAUCGACUGCGAGAAGUGCGUGAAUCUCAAGGGUAUCGCGGACCACAGCGGCACCCUGAGUCCAGGCGAGAUCCACGUCUGUUUUUCCGAGAGCAUCGGGGACGGGCUCGCGCAGUUCAUCAAUCAGGAAGUGCUCGUCGCGCGAAAUCCGGCGCUGCGUGUCUCCGAUAUCCAGAAGGUCCGUGCGGUGUUCAAGAUGGAGCUGGCGCACCUGCAAGACGUCGUCGUGUUCCCCACCCGAGGAUGCUUUCCCUUCGCCGCUCGGUUGCAGGGAGGCGACUACGACGGGGACACCUUCUGGAUUUGCUGGGAGAAGAGUAUUGUCGACCCGUUCCGCAAUGCGCCCGCUCCCACCAAAUCGCCGAAUACAGGAGAUUACGGCGUUGAAGUGGAUCGACGGACGCUGGGCGAUGUGCUUAAACCCGCGCCGGAAGGCGGCACCCCGGACGUCCGCGACUAUAUCAACGAAAGCAUCAAAUUUCGCUCGAAGGAUAUCUUGGGGAACAUGCUGGCGUACUCCACGCUGUACCACCGAAAGGUGGCGUACGCCGCGAAUUCCUUGCGACAUCCCGGGGUCGAGAAGCUGGCUGAUCUCCACGACCUCUUGAUUGACUCCGCCAAGAACGGGUAUCUCUACGACCAGGUCACGUUCCAUGACUAUAUCCGCUCGCAACCGGAUAUCACCCAGGUGAUCCAGGCGCAGCGGGCCGGGCUGUCCAAGCCAGCGUAUCAGGAGAGCAUGGAGCAACUGCGAUCCAAGAAGCGCAAGUCCACCGACAAGCCUCGAUAUAACAAAAGCCACAUCAUCGACCACAUCUACUUCCAAGUUCUCCAACCCCGCGUGCAGGCCAUUCUCCGCCGCUCCUUCGCCCGCAUCGCCCAUCUCGCCUCCCCCGCCCCCGACCCCACCCUCCUCGCCCGCUACCACCACCUCGCCCACAGCGCCGCCCACGACCCGUCCUCCGUCCUCCGCACCACCCUCAUCACCGAACUCGACGCCCUUCUCUCCGCCCUCCGCACCCUCUACGCCCUCCACUGGGCCGCCCCCUCCCGUCACGCCAUGGAGCUCGCCGACCGCGACCCCUCCGCCAACGCCUCCCUCGACCAGCUCGACCGGCGCAUCGCGGACUGCCACGUGCGGUACACUGACAUCCUCCCACAUGACCCCACUCAUCCGACCAUCGCCGAGUGGCUCAUCCCCGCCGCCCCCGGCAUACCGACCUCCUGGGCCAUCCUCAAAGCCAGCGCGCUGUACGCAGUCAUCUCGGGGGAGGCACGGGACCCGGACCGCCGGUCACCGCGGAAACCGGGACUACACCGCGCGGCGGGUAGUGGCGGGUUGGCGCGGCAGGGGGAGAAGUUCCUGUGGUAUAUGGCAGGGACGGAGUUGGCGCGGAUGAAGGCGUUUCGGGAGGGGGGGCGGGCGAGAGUGUUGGUGGAGAGGAUGUGGGCGGGGAUGAAGCCGAGGAGGAUACGGGUGGAGUUGGAAGGGGGUGAGGAAAGGGGGAAGGAGGUGGAGGAGGUGGAGAAAGAGGUGGGGGUGGAUGGGUUUGAUAGUGAUGAGUUUCAUUCUGCGGCAGAGGGUUGGUGA